Messenger RNA from Rubroshorea leprosula, 1267 nucleotides. The record is from the annotation of a GenBank genome assembly. NCBI's taxonomy places the organism in Eukaryota, Viridiplantae, Streptophyta, Magnoliopsida, Malvales, Dipterocarpaceae.
UUUUGAAACAUCUGUCCCAUUUUAGAAGAGCUAGCUCUUUCCGGUAAAGAAGCUCUUGGUCUUUUCUCAAGGGAAAAAGAGAGAUGGGAAGGGCUCCUUGCUGUGACAAGGCUAAUGUGAAGAAAGGGCCAUGGUCUCCUGAAGAAGAUGCGAAGCUGAAGGAGUAUAUAGAGAAGAAUGGAACUGGAGGGAACUGGAUUGCUCUUCCUCAGAAAGUUGGUCUCAGGAGAUGUGGAAAAAGUUGCAGAUUGAGAUGGCUCAACUAUCUUAGACCCAACAUCAAACAUGGGGAAUUCUCUGAAGAUGAAGACAGGGUAAUCUGCACCCUCUAUGCUAGCAUUGGUAGCAGGUGGUCGAUAAUAGCAGCUCAGUUGCCAGGCAGAACAGACAAUGAUAUCAAGAACUACUGGAACACAAAGUUGAAGAAGAAAGUCAUGUGCACAGUUCCUCCAUCUCACCAUCACCAAAGAAAAUUUCAGCAACCCUGUAGCUUCUCCUCUCUUCUUCAUCAAGCAACUUCAUCUUCCUCCUCAUCACCAUCACCUCCAUUGUCAACCUCCUCCUCCUCAUCACUGUCAUUCAACUACAGCACCAACACCCCCAAUUACUACACCCCUUUCGCUGGUAUGGAUCCCACCAUAUCAUAUUCCCCAAGUAAUUUCUUAAGCGGCAACAGCACCACUACUUCCUGUCUAAGUCCUGUGUCAUCAAUUCUUCUCCCUCAGGAGAGUUUAUUGGGUCCUAUGCAGCAUUACCAAUUCAAAGACAGUCUCAUCAUGCUUGGAGGUGAAACUAGCUGCAGUUCUUCUGAUGGAAGUUGCAACACCAACACCAGCAACCAAAUUAGCCAUGGAAAAGAAAUAGAUCAGUAUGGUAUGCACAGUUACUUUUACAAUGGAGUUCAAGAGGACCAGAAAUUACUGGGUUCUUCAUCAAAUGGGUUAUGGGGUGAUCAAGCUCCAUUAGACUAUGGACUUGAAGAGAUCAAGCAGCUGAUUAGCAGUACCACAAGCAGUUGUAACAGUUUUUUGUUUGAUGGAGUCAAGACAGAAGAAACAGUCCUGUACUACUGAUGCUGACUGUGAGUAAAAUCACAAAGAUUUGAGAGAUGAGAACGAGGAAUGGGCUCAAGAUUCAGAUUUAGGUUCAUAGUCUGUUUGUGUGGAUAGGAUAUUGUAAAAAGUCAAAAAAAAAAAAAAAUGAAAAUGUUCUCCUAAUAAGCAUUUCUUUUUGGGAAAUGAUUUGGGUUAGAACAGUUUACUAAAAA